Cordyceps fumosorosea ARSEF 2679 is the source of this 1791-nucleotide messenger RNA. RefSeq lists its product as hypothetical. The record is from RefSeq and is a predicted model, not a curated record. Lineage: Eukaryota; Fungi; Ascomycota; Sordariomycetes; Hypocreales; Cordycipitaceae. The coding region runs from base 1 to 1791 and encodes 596 amino acids. The transcript is spliced from 5 exons.
AUGGGCAGGUGGGAAGCAAAACUCUUCAAAACUUCGUGUCGUCGCAGAAAGCUGCCGAAAACAGUCUCGAAGGCACGAGAUCUAAGGACAGAGAAACUGCGGCGCCAGGCUCGCCUAUUACAACGCGGUCAACCAUUGCCGCGCAAGGCUCGCCGAUCACAACUUAGUCACCCAGAGCGGCUCGCCAUCAGCGAUGUAGAGGUGUGGUCACAGGCAGUUCUCGCAGGCAAGCGCAACCCGGCGCGAUUCAACGCUGAUAGGAAUGCGGUCGUGGAAGUGCUGAGACGGGAGUUGCGACUGGUGGAUCAGUUCCCCAUCGAUGAGAUGGCAAACUUGUGGGCCGAGGGCUCGUGGCGAACAACCUUGGUGGGCCUGAGGACUGACAAGUUCUGGCUAGGAUGCAUGGAAUCCGUUCUCGACACUCUCGAUGCGCUACCGCACAAUCUCGGCAGGCGGAUCGAGAUCGACGAUUGGACCGCAUUGAUGCGCGAGAUGCCCGGCUUGAACAAGAAAGAACGGGCUUCCUUCUUCUUUCCGCGGCAAAUCGUAGUUCAUGAGCAGAGUAUACUUCAGCGGCGACCGGACUUUCUCCUGAGUUUUGACAACGAAGAGUACAAGGCUGUCUUGAAACAUUUACAGACUGAUGAGCUACAGUUCUCGGACGUCCAAUGGUUGCUCCAGACAACCCCGGUAGAAGCCACGACUAUGGCGCGUGUUUUGGAGCAUGUUGUGGACUGGUUUGACGAGACCUCAAGCUUCACCAGACAGCGGCAAGGAAACAUGAACGCCCAGAUCCGUGACGAAGAGAUUGAGAGGCACAGCCAAGAGAUCGAGUCGUCAGUGAUGGGCUCUGUGCGCGAGAAUAUGAACUUCUUUCAGAGCCCACCUGGUCAAGAAACACUUCGAAGACGACUAGAAGAUGAUCGAGCAGGGUAUGGUCAUCGAUUUGCUGAACCUGCGUGGGGCGCGGUCCUGUCAGUGGUGGAGGUUCUUUUUCUGGAGGCUUGCCCCUGCCCGUGGCGAAGCAUUGCCGGAAAAAGCAGUACCAGGGCCAGAGUGGAGGAGAUGAGACGGGAGGUGCAGAAGUUCAUACCCGAGGUUCUGGGCAGGUUCUUUGAUGUUGACGAGCCGCCACGCGGUAUGGCGAAGAUGCAAGGGCUAGUUGGUGGCGUGGAUGGAUUGAUCGGGGAGUGGGCUAAACAAAUAGAAGACGGCGAAGAUGGGGUUUCAAAAGAGAAUCAGGAAAUUGCGCAAGCAGCCGCACUCGUGGGAGAUACUCGACAAAGCAUGAUGGGAAUCGAGGCAUGGGGGAGAACCGGUUCAGCACCACCACUGCCCACGCAGUUGACACAGCCGCUGAUUGCACGCCAAGAGAUACAACUGCCAUCUCAACAGCACGGGUCAAACCAACAGCAGAUCGCUCACGCAUUGCAGCCGUCUGCAGAGCCAGCAUCGUGUCAACAGAACAGCGUCCAGCAACGCUGGCACCAAAAGCCCUCCCAAAUGCUUCAGCAACCACCAUAUCCAUACCAACAGGCCGCACUGGGACAACAGGCCGCACUGGGACAACAGGCCGCACUGGGACAACAGGCCGCACUGGGACAACAGGCCGCACUGGGACAACAGGCCGCACUGGGACAACAGGCCGCACUGGGACAACAAGGCUGGAUGCAAUCGCAACCUGCGCAAAAGGGACAACGGUGCCCACAAGUGUGGUCACCAGCUCAGCAGCAAGUGGAAAAUUUGAGACGGCAACAGAUGGCUCGCUGGUGGCUUUGGUACUUGGACUAG